Castor canadensis (American beaver) is the source of this 4634-nucleotide messenger RNA. It is a transcript of the gene Treml2, whose product is annotated as triggering receptor expressed on myeloid cells like 2. The record is from RefSeq and is a predicted model, not a curated record. Lineage: Eukaryota; Metazoa; Chordata; Mammalia; Rodentia; Castoridae. Gene Ontology annotation, cellular component: cell surface. Gene Ontology annotation, biological process: T cell activation. Gene Ontology annotation, molecular function: signaling receptor activity.
GAGCCUGUAAGAGCUUAUUUGCCACGAUGAACAGGAGUGACUGCUGUGGACAGCCAGAAGUCAGGGAAGGAGACAGGAUGACUGAAGGAAUGCAUUCUCCAAUGAAUGAAUGAAUCAAGGUGGCAUGACCUGUGUCAGCCCAGGCCCUAACCUUGGACCUCCCAGGUGUCCCAGCCCCUUGCUGGACCUCUGACUGCCCCAUCUGGAUGGAGCCUCUGUUCCUGCUGCUGCUGCUGCUGUGGCUACAGAAUUGCAUCUCAGGUUCUUCUGUUGAGAGCGUGUACAAAAAAGUGCAGCACCGUGAAGGGGACACUAUGUCUGUGCAGUGCUCCUACAAGUUUCGCAGAAACCGCGUGGAGGGCAAGGCCUGGUGCAAGGUCAGGAAGAGGAAGUGUGACCCUGGGUUUGCCCGCGGCUGGGUGAAUGGGCCCCGCUACUUGCUGCAGGAUGAUACCCAGGCCAAGGUGGUUCGCAUCACCAUGGAAACCCUGAAGCGCCAGGACUCAGGCCGAUACUGGUGCAUGCGCAACACGUCUGGGAUCCUCUACCCCCUGAUGGGUUUCCUUCUGGAAGUGUCUCCAGCACCCACGACUGAGAGGAAUGAUCCUCUUACACGUUCAGCCAACAUCCUCAAGAAUGGAAUUGUCACAAUGGGCCAAGAGCCCACCUCAGGCCCUGAUGCCCCUUUCACCUCUGGCAUGACUGUGUUCACAAGUGGAUUCCUCACCUUGACCAGACUCUUGUCCCCUGCUGCCUCAGGGACCACCAGGCCAACCUCUGUGACAGGCAACAGCUUCAUGGGUACCAGUGCCACCACUGCAGGGCAUAGAAGGACCACAGGGCCACAGUCAGUGACUGUGUCUUCCAGCAAUACCAGAGCCUCCACUGCUGACCCAGUGUCUACCUCCAGCAAGUCCAGGCAUGUUAACAGCAACAUCCCCACCAUCGGGACAUGCCACAACCAGUUACCCUCCCUCAGGUCCCAGGAGCCUUACCUCACUGUGCUUGUGGUGGUGCUUAUCUUCCUCCCAGUGCCUGUGAUGUUGGUUGUGCUCUAUAGGUUUUGGAAGAAGAGACACAUGGGAAGCUAUAACCUAAGCAGCAAUUCUAUGAGACCCUGGAAGCACCCACCUGGAGCACAAGAGUCCCCCUGGAAGCCUGCUUGGUUUGAGAUCACUUAACAAUGGAGUGGGAAGCUUCUCCUGGUGGAACCCAGGAGGCCAGAAGAAGAUUGAAGACCAGGGUCAGGCCCAAGGGGAGGGGACACAGCUAGAGCUUCUCUCUCUCCACAGCCAGGGCUACUGUGUCCUCAGUUUCGCUUUGCUCCCUUCAAACCUCCCAGUAUGCCUGUGGAUGAUGAGCCCCAGUAGCUGAUAUUCCCAAAAAGGAAGAGCUUAGACAGUGACUAAGAGCUGGGGCCACAGAAAGGUCUGCAGCAAGAGAUCCCAGAGCUGUCCAAGGCUUCCCUGUCUGGCCAUGCAUCCUCUGAUGGGCGUGCAGGGAGCUCUGGAUGAGCCCUAACUGCAGCUGCUGGUGUCCUUUGGUACUGGAAGCUCAUAGAGUCCACACUCCCACCACUGCCACCUACUGGCUGGCCCUUCUUGGGUAAGCUGAGGGCCUUUGGCUGCAGGUCAAAGCUCUCACCCUCAGUUACACCAGUUUCUACAUGUGGUCUCCAAGUCUGAGCUUCUGGAAGGGACUGAGGGCCCAGCAGCUUCCAGCAGGGUCCACACCCUGAGGUGCCUGACACCCAUCUCUGUCUAGAGGGAACUCACCCACAGAUGCUGUUGGGGAAGCCAGGGCUUGGAGAAAGACUAGUUCUCAGCGAAGGCACUUUGGAUCUGUCCACAUCAUGGAGAAGUGACCCUGAUGGGGGCAGGGAUAAUGGGGCCCAGGCAGUCUCUGGCCAGGGGUUGAAUGGCCUGUGGAGCCUGCCUCUUACCUUUCCACUUGUAGCGCAGAUGUGGCCUCUGCUAUCCAGACCAUUGGCCUGGAACCCAUCAGGGAAGGGUGCUGCAAGUUGAAUCCCUUCCCAGAGAGGGGUGUCCACAAGCCUGCAAUGAUUGGGACAGCUGCUGCAGAUACAUGCAUGAUAUAUCCACUCUUGGCUCUGGGUUGGAGAACUCUUGGUGGGAAAACAAACAUCAUGGUCAGAAGAGUGACACAACUGGGGUGGGAAGGCAGUGAGAGCCACUCCAGGAUGUUUGUGGGGAAAGAGGGAGCUCCGGGCCCCCCUACCCCAGCCAGCUAGCUGUCAACCUGGGACAGCAGUGAAGCACCUCUUCCUACUUCCAGGAGGGGGCAGUGGAGAGAAAACUCAAGUUGACCCCUCACAGAUCUGGUUCCAGGACACACAUUUUUGGCCAGCAAGCAACCUACUUAGAGCCACCAUCCUGGUGGUGAGGCUUAACUGGCCUGGGGGAUUUGCUCCUCAAGACCCCACUUCCAUUUGUGACCCAGCACCAGCACAGCCAGACAGCUCCAUCUCAUGUCGGUAGGGUGCCCUGGGAGAAGAGCACUGAAGAAGCAGUCAAGGACAGACAUCAGUGAUGCUACUGUCACUGUGUGACCCUGAGCAAGCCACUAACCCUAGCUGGGCCUCAUUUUUCCUCUCUUAUGGAAAAGGACAAUAAUUCCUACCCCUCAAGAUUGUUUUGGGGAUAUAAUGAAGUGCCACAAAUACUGAAAUUGUGCUGAGGCCUCUUCAUUACUGCUCCUCACUUCCUUUCCACUUCUGUUGCUCUCACAUUCUGUUUUCAAGACCUGAGGAUGCAGUUUCUGUGUUUUAUCCUUUCUCCUCCCAAGUGUCCUCAUCACAUGAGUGAGGGGAGCUUGUGACGGUGGCCCCUUUGGAAACACCCUCUUGUGAGGAGUGAAGAUUCAGUCCUUAGUCUUUGCUCUGAUGAUUUUGAGCCCGUAGUGGGUGAUGCAGAACACAGCAGCAGAGGUGUGUGGAGGAGGAAAGGCAGACGGGAAGUAGAGAUGGAGGAAGGGGAGGAAGGGGCUCUGGACCAGGUAUAACCUUCAAGGCAUGACCUCAGUGACCUACUUCCUCCCCCGAGGCCUCACCUCCUAAAGUUUCCAGAACCUCCCAAAAUAGCGCUACCAACUGGGGACCAGGUGUUCUACUGUGAGCCUUUGGGGGACAUUUUAUAUUCAAACCAUAACAGCCCCUCAUCUCAGUGUGACCUCAGCAAGUCACUGUUCUCUAAUCCUAUUUCUUUAUUUGGAAAGGAGGAUGGGGAAGACUCUGAAGCUCCUCUGUGUCACUUGUUAGGUCAAGGGCAUGUGCAGAUCAGCUUCAUGUGCACAACUCAGCUUUGGGGGAGGCAGAGCACACAGAUAAGGGACAGCAGCUAGCCCUGGCCUCAGUCAGCUCACAGCUCCAAGGGAAGCGAAGGCAUGGUGUGGUUGGGUUUCACCCAGGCUCUCUCACAGGUGCCACAUGUAGGAGACAGGGCAUGUCGGAGUCCUUCAUAGAUGGGAGCACUGGGGUUCCUCUAGGCUUGGGCCAGACUGGUAGGCUUCAAUGGAAGAGGUGAGGCCAACUGAGGCUUGAAGUACAAGCUAAAGUUAAGAGGUGAGUGAUGCCUGGAAGAGGUCCUGGGAGUGUGGGUGUUGCAGUGGGGAGCCCUGGGAAGGCUCCACUGGAAGGGUCUGUGGAAGAGGUCAGGGGCAGAUACCAGCUGGUAGGUGCUGCUUGCAGGCAGAGCCUUCGACUAUGGCCUGAGGUUAUGCAGGGUUGUGUGACAGUUACCAACCAUCCCUGUUUGAACAGAUGAGGAGGUUCCUGGAACCAAGUGAACCCAUGCAAGCUGCUCACACUAGAAGCCUGCCCCUAUGGGAACUCUGAGUAAGGACGUGGUGUACUGAGAAGGACCUACAGACUCCCAUUUCCCACCUCACCCACUCCUGUGGGCCUGGGUGGCCUCUGGGACACUUUCCUCAAAACCCUGGCAUCCUCCUUCCUAUUCUCUGGAGCUCUGGGAGACACAGGUCUCCAUAGGCUCAGGGUAGGGAGGGGUAGGGCUGGCAGGGUUUCAGACAAACCAGAGAUGGUGCUCACAUUGGUGGGAGACAACCAUGCUUCCUGAGCUACAGGCUGUGGAGAUAGGACACCCUGUUGUCAGGCUUAGGGUCAUAACCCAGUAGUGUAAAGUAACACAGAGGUGCAAGGGUCCUAGAGAAGAGAACACACACACGGUCACACAAACUGUCUCCAUGGAGCCCAGCAAACAAGUUCAGGUUUACAGUUCUGAAUGGCUACAGAAUAUGCUGGUCACUCUACUCACAGGUAGGGAGUGGAUGCUGCCAGCCCUGACUUCAGCACUGAUGGUCUGCCUGCCUGUGCUAGGGGAAGAGAGGCAGAAGUCUGCUUGGUCUUUCCCUUUGGGCUGCCUCAGCAGCAGACGACAUCUUGUCAAGGCCAAAUCACCUCCAGGUUACCCUGCUUCCCAACAGACUUACUGUGGAGAGUGGAGUAGAAGCCUAUGGGGACAUAAGAUGCAGAGCAGCUGCUUUUCCUAAGAUAUUUAUGUCAAAUAAUCUGUAGACUGAGAUUUGGCACAGCCACAGCCGCAGAAGAGAGCGAGAAGGCAAGAUGCAGCUCAGCUGCUUUUCCUAAGUUAUUUAGA